Messenger RNA from Aspergillus versicolor CBS 583.65, 849 nucleotides. RefSeq lists its product as uncharacterized. The record is from RefSeq and is a predicted model, not a curated record. NCBI's taxonomy places the organism in Eukaryota, Fungi, Ascomycota, Eurotiomycetes, Eurotiales, Aspergillaceae. The transcript has 5 exons. Bases 219 to 692 code for a protein of 157 amino acids.
CACACACUAACUACUCCGUACACUGGCUCAAGGUGGAGGGGACAAAUACCGAUAAUAAAGCCCCAAUGCCUACUUCACAACCCAUUCAUCUCAAGGAAAGAGUCAGUCCAUCAUAAACAGCCACAAAGACGAAUACCCAGUCAAAUUCAACAACUUCCUAUACCACGUUAUCCUCCCUAUGUCCAUGACCGCCGAGCAAGUGACCGACAUAAAAUACUAUGAAAACUGGGAACAAAACUGAGGAGCGAUGCUGGAUCGGUUGGAGUUAUAGGCUUGUGGCUGUGGGCGAGAACAGAGUAUGUCGAUUCACAGUCCAAGCAAUCCUUACGCAACUAGCGGUGGAGAGCCUGCUGAGAUUGUUCAAGGCCUGCGAGCUACCAAGUGUACGCGGCUUUGGUCCUUGCGAGCGCUGUGGCCGCCGUCUCUGCGCAGGUCAUCGUCGCCCGCCCUUUCAUAUAUGCGAGGAUACAAACAAGCCCAUUCCAGGUGACAAAUUCGAAAUCAACGAAGAGGCUCUCUGCGCGGGUGCAUCGGACCUAAACGGUGGUCACAGUUGCGAGAUCGACUACCCAGAUGCAUGGGGACGCGAAUCUCUCAUGAGAGGCGCCCACUACCAUACUCGCACUCGAUUUCCUGGUGAUGUGUCUUCUUUGCUCAUCCGCGUGCCUCGAAUGAACAGCAGUAUCCCCUAAUCACUAAUAGACUACCUCACUUGCAGCGAGUAUGUUGAGCUCAGAAUCUUUGGGGAAAAAAAACUAAACUACCUGCCCCCGAGAUGUUUGGUUGUGAUAUUGCCAAUUAUAAGGAUAAUAUAGUAAGACUCCAGCGUCAUUCACUCAUCAAGGCCGG